GGUUGAGUCAUGUGAUAUCAAAUUUGCUUGGUGCUAAGGAGGAAUUUCGAGGUAUUAAUCACGAAGAGGUUCGAGUGUAGCGCGUCGAAAUACUCGCGCUGCUCGUACCUUUUUCUUCUUCUUAGCUUAGGUCCUUGUACCUGCCAACGAAAUGCACUUACCUUUUCAGCGAAUUUUGGUCUGCGGGGAGGUUCUCUUCUGCGCCCAAGGCGGGACCAUCCACGCUUUCAAUAUCAAGGACCAUUCAUAUCUGGGAAAAUGGGAUCAUCCUGAUUCUGCAAAGGAGGCAGAAGCCCAAAAGGAAUUGGCAGAGCAGAAAGCCACCAAGGAAGUACAUGAGGAUUCCCACGAUGCAGAGGAGUCCGUUGAGGAUGGACCACCCUCGAAACGGGUGAAGCUGGACCCAAGAUCCAGCACUUUGACCGAUACUGCCGCAACAGGUUCGCCAGCUUCAGGGAAUGGGACGGGGGCCGAGAGCACGAAUGGGGAAGGAAAGGGCAGACCGAAAAAGGGAUCCAGAAUGGCCGCCCCUAUACCAUCUGAUCUUCCCUGGGUUGCCAUCCUAGUCGCGACAAGCGACAGUCGGCAUCUGGUCGCCGUCUCAGGCCAUGACAAGACCAUCUGGACAUUCUCGCACGACGGAGCAGGGAAACUGACAGAGCUGAGCAAGCGCUCGAUGCCAAAGCGGCCCUGUGCUGUGGCGAUAACCGCUGAUAACCAGACCAUCAUCUCGGGCGACAAGUUCGGUGACGUGUUUGCCCUGCCGCUCAUCGAGUCCGAUACACCAAUUGCGGUCACUACGCUGGUUUCCCGGUCGGAGAAGAGGAAAGCUUCCUUCAAACCCGAGGCAGACGAGACGACCGUCCACUCAAUGCGGAACCUCCGCGCCCUGGCCAACCAGAAACUACACCUGGAACAACACAAAAAGAAGCCGGCCGAAGCCGAAGAUGCCGAUGCUAGCGGACCGGCGUUUGACCAUGCUCUUCUUCUCGGUCAUGUCUCGAUGCUGACUGCACUCGCCCUGAGCAGCCGUCCGUCCCCGUCCGAUCCCAAUGCCAUUAGGCCUUAUAUCAUCACGGGUGACCGCGACGAGCACAUUCGCGUCUCGCGCGGUAUCCCACAAUCCCAUGUAAUUGAGAAUUUCUGCCUCGGUCACGAGAACUUUGUCAGCGACUUGUGCAUACCGACUGUGCAGCCGGAGCGACUCUUGAUCUCUGGAGGUGGCGACUCUGAUCUUUUCCUAUGGGACUGGCCGAGCGGCAAGGUGCUGGACAGGCAGAACCUGCUUCAGCAUGUGCAGUCCUAUGACGCUGCAGCAGCAACCUUGGCUGUUUCGAAGAUUGUUUCGUUUGACAAGAUCCAAGGGGAAAUGCAGACACAUCACAUGGUGGCUGUGAUUUGCGAACGAGUACCUGCAAUCUUCUUAUAUGAGAUCAACGAAAGUGGCAGUUUGUCUCAUAAGCAGACUGUUUUCCUCCCGUCAAACCCGCUUGAUGCCGGCAGCAACGACGGUGACUUAAUCAUCGCAUUGGACACAACAUCUCCAACCUCUCGGAUCUCAUCAGAAUACGGAGAUAUCAUGGGAGCCAAGAGUUGUCUUGUUUAUCUGGGCGAAGACGGGCAGUGGAUGGUCAGAUUGUUUUCUGUGCAGCCUAAUCGGAACCUCAUACGCGAUAUGACAAGGGAGGAUCUUCACAGGGCGCUUUACCCAAUCGAGAGUUUGAGGAAAGCCCCCAUUGAGGAACGGGAAGAAGAGCCUGAAACUGCGGAAAAAACGAACUAGGCCAGUCACCCUAUUCACUAGAACUAGCCGUUUCGUAUCCCGAUGCGCAAGCGAUUUCGCUUUGUCGUGUCGAAGUCAACAAAGACUCCAAAAAUCCGAUGCUACCAUAUAUUACCCCUGUCAUAAUAUUUUCCAUGAGUUCCCCACGAGACAGAAGUCCUUCUCAGUCAGUAGCCUGCAAUCCAGGCCUUUUCCAGACACACUGCAGAUGGCCAAAAACCAUACCAAAUUCCUGGAUCUCUACCUCACGAGCCUCGACGAACCCAAACGUCCUGUACAGCCUCCUUGCAGCAGCCAGCUCUCGUAUCGUGUUUAGCCUGACCUCCUCGAACCCUACUUCGUCCACAAAAGCCAUGGCGGCCGCGAUCAGCUUCUUUCCGGCCCCGCUGCCGCGGACUGAGUCGUCGACGAUGAAGGACCGCAGGUGCGCGACGCCCGGCAGGCCCAGAUCCUCCCCGUCGAUGAAGAUGACGCCUACGAUCCGGUUAGUUCGAGCAUCGAUCGCGGUCCAGGCUUGGUUCAUCGGUCGAUCCAGCCGCCUCAGCAGGUCGGCUAGCGACGCGGACAGGUCAGCCUCGAACUGCAUGCCCCAGCCGUGGUGCGUGGAGAAGUACGCCGUGUUCAUCUCCAUGGCGCGCGCGAGGAGGCCCGGGCGGUAGCCGGCCUGGAUGGUGACGGCGGCUGGCUGCGGUGCAGGUUGUGUGGAGGCAGCGGUCGCCAAAGGGUCGCGCGCCGUUUGGGCCGCCUCCUGGCGCAUCCGCAAGGCGUGUAGGGUCGUUGCGUACAGCUGCAGUCCGCUCACAAUGGUGGCCGCCGCGGCCGGAUCGACCGCCUCAGCGGUGGUUAGGGCAGUCUGAACCUGGCCGGUCGCCAUGUCGUCGAUGGAGGCUAGCACGGCGCAGCCCCUGCUCGUCAUUCGUCGGCUCGUCAUUCGUCGGCUCGCCACACCGGAACCCUCCAGAACCGGCUCCACCAAACCGGCGUCGACGAGUUCACUCACAGCCCGGGCGAGGGUGUGGUUGUCGAAGCGGAGAACAUGGCGCAGGCCGGCGUCUGUGGCGACGCCCCUCUCGGCGAUCUCUAUCAGGCAGUGCGUCGCUGCCGGCGAGAGGCUGGUAUCUUCAUACGUUGAACGGAAGAAACCCCACUCGCGGGCGAGUUGGCGGGAAGCGGCCCUGAUUUGAGGUAUGUUUGGGUCUGUGUUUGGGGUUUGGGGUUGGGCUACAGUGCAGGACAUGGUGUCUGGGUUCCCCUGGGAGUAUGCUCUAUGAUGUGCAAGUACUUGCUUAUGGUAUAUUGCCAGCAAAGGUACAACUAUUAACUAGUUAUGCAGGAUGGUGCGUUGGGCUAUCUGGAUGAUCAGAUGGAUGUCACAAAAACGUUGAUCGUUUGGAUAGAAUCACCCGGAGUACGAAAUGGAAGAAAGGACUGGCUUGCACAAGAGGAUGACAGCCAAGAGCGGUAUCGGACUCGGCGAAAUCCCUCAUCUGGGGAGUGAGUCUUACUAUCUACACACUAUGUGCGCCGGUGGUAUACGGAGAUAUUUGAUGCUCCGAGUCCCGUACGCAAAAUAAAUUACGGGAUCGACAUGACGAAGUAGGUAAUACAGAAAAUGGCCUAGAUACUCGGUGAGCAUUCCAAGUAACUCGUAAGGCUGACGUCGACCAAGUAGACAAAAUCCCUAUCGGCGUUUAUUGUUAGCGCCCGUGCAAAAAAAUUGGCCGGCUUGCCGGUUUGUUCUUGAAACGAAUAUGUCCCUUGCCGAGGGUUUGUUGGUUGUCAUUAAUAUACUAGCCUUGCUAGCAUAGGCUGAGAAAGUUAGUACGAUUGAUUAAAGGGGCAGCUAUGCAUUGCUUCUUGACGAAAAUGGCAACUGCCUCGGCAGAGACGGAAGAAGAGAAAGAAGAAACACGAUAAUGAAAAAGACAUUGACAAGCAGGAUGGAAUGCAUAACAAGACGAGAGCAGAUCUAAAGAAAAAGAAUAAUUGUGAUGGGACAAGGUAGAAUGAGUUCAGCACCAAAUAAAAAUUGUCCAUUGUACUCACAUUGAGUUCGGAGUAAUGGAG
Pyricularia oryzae 70-15 is the source of this 3850-nucleotide messenger RNA. RefSeq lists its product as uncharacterized. The transcript has 2 exons. The record is from RefSeq and is a predicted model, not a curated record. Gene Ontology annotation, molecular function: protein binding; tRNA (guanine(46)-N7)-methyltransferase activity. Gene Ontology annotation, cellular component: cytosol; tRNA methyltransferase complex; nucleus. Bases 152 to 1783 code for a protein of 543 amino acids. Lineage: Eukaryota; Fungi; Ascomycota; Sordariomycetes; Magnaporthales; Pyriculariaceae. Gene Ontology annotation, biological process: RNA (guanine-N7)-methylation.